Molecule: messenger RNA, 1836 nt
Organism: Schistosoma haematobium
Lineage: Eukaryota; Metazoa; Platyhelminthes; Trematoda; Strigeidida; Schistosomatidae
Exons: 6
Coding region: 49-822 (257 amino acids)
Molecular function (GO): toxic substance binding
Source: RefSeq, a predicted model, not a curated record
AGUGAAUUGAUGUUAUCUCCCCACUAUCAUAUUUGCUGAUCUGUCCCAAUGCGUUUGUAUACAAUGAAAAAGCGUUAUUUCGUUGUUGUCACAGUUACAUUCUCCCUAAUUAUUGGAUGUUCUAUAAUUUUUGGUCUAGUUGGUCCCAAUGUUUCAAAUUCCGUUACUGUUUCCACUUUGAUUCGUCCAAGUAUAACUAGUUUAGAAUCUAGUGUAUGCGAGGUAGAUUCUCCAUCUCUUUCAGUUUUUCAUCGUGAGCUGUGGUUAUCUGCUAUAAUUAAUCGUGCGCCCUUAGAACAAAAUGCCAAAGUAUCAGUAAAUAUCAAUACGUCUAUUCAAGUACAGAUACCCCAUCUAGCUACUGCUGGGAGUAGAAUUGGAAUGUUUAAAUCAGAUCCGAAUUAUAAAACUUUUGUAGUCCAAAUGGGUCCAAUUCACAACCGGACUAUUCAAGUGAAUUGUCCCGAUACAAAAUGUGACGAACUAUUCCUAUUUCAUCUUAUUCCAGUUGAUUUCACCAUUUAUAAAUUCCAUGUAACAUUCUAUCAUGAAUUAAGUAAUAAUCAUUUAAAAUACGAAGAUUAUGAAGGCGAACAUUUAUUAUUUAAAAUAAUCAGUGUGGAUUUCAUUUUUCAAUAUUAUACUAUUGAAUUUACUUAUAUGGAAUUAGUAGUGAAGUUCAUACUUUUUGUUAUUUCAGAGGCAGUUACUAUUUGGUUUUAUAUUAAGAUGAAAAAAUUCAGUCUUAAUUAUUGGACAAUUGAACAGUGUUGUAUGGCUAUCUUAUUGCCUCUACUCAUACUUCAUAAUAGUAAGUAUUAAAUCAUUGAAUAAAAUGUAAACCUAAGAAUAAAAGAAAAAAAUUAUCUAACAGUUUUAAAUUAGUGUAUGAAUUACCGUAAAUUCACUGGUUUACACUGAUUUUAUAUUACUACUGAAAUGUGUACUACUUAUACAGACAGAUGUAAGUAGUAUGUAUCAGGAAUUGGAAGUAGGAACGUUACCGGCAGAGUAGGGAAAUGAAGAGAAGCAACAGGAAUAGAAGAACUAUGGAGCUUGUGAAAGAUUAUUCAAAGAAGAUGAGCAAAUUAUGUAUUCAAUGUAUUGUUUUCAUAUCUUCAAAAUACAAUGUGUGAUUUCCCUUAAUACAAUAAAGUGGCUUACCCUACCCAAGUACUUCGUUCAUUACAAUACUGUUACUAAACUUAAAAUAAUCUGUUCACUAGAUUUUGAUGGAUUAUGUCUACAAUAAAGUACGGACUGAGAGAAAGGUGAGAGUCAAUUUAAUAACAAAAAGAGAAUUCAGCGAAGAAAAUUUUAUUUUCGAUGAAAUCAUUUACUUAAGCUGUACAUUCGUAUAUACAGAUAUAUGGAAAAUGUAUGUCUAUAGGAAGAUAGAAAAGAUUGCAUAAUAAACGGAUUCGAGACUAAAUAACAAAUGAGGUUACGUAUUAAUAAAAGGGUAAGGAAAAAAAAUAAUUUAUGGGUCAGAUAAUAGUCCAAUUGACAGAUAUGAAGACAAACGACAAACACAAAGGUCAUAAUAAUAAACUGAAUAAUAAUAAUAAUGUCAGUCAGUCAGCUACAACGUAGGACCAGGCACAUGUAUGCAUCGGCCCAGGUUGCCAUACCUCAUUAGCACAACAAGAUGAACACCGGAUUCAUAGCAGUGGUUAGGUCAAAGGUAGUAAUAUGUAAGAGAAAGAUUGCAUAUAGAGAUAUAGUACAAGAAGAAAGAAUUGGUUCGUAGAAAGAAAGAUGUGAAGUGAUCUUAAUCUCUUAGUUUAAGGGAAGACAGGGAGUGUAUACACCGACGCCAUUGUGAUCGAUUCUGAG